AUGUAUCUCGGUUAUCUUUACCAGGAUCUUUUUUUAAUUUUCUGUUAUUUAUUCUUAAAAUUCACACAGAUGGCUCAGGCUUUGGAAAUUAAUGAAGAUAAAAAGAGUGAAAAAUCAACGCGUUCAUUCAAAAAGGGUCACCGACGCGCGCAAUCAAUGCCGUCGCAUUACAUCGGAAAACAAUCACAGCGAUACACUCGAAACCAAGAAAACGAUAAAACGCAAGUGUCAGAUAAAAAUGGAGACAAAACGCAUAGACAUGUCCAACUGCCCGCGUCUAAGCAGAGAAGUGGCUGCCAAAAUCCUCCGGAUUUCGAUGCUAUUGAAGUUAUGGAAGACGACAAAGAUUUCAAGGUUCCGAUUAACGAAGAAGAAAUGAUGCAAUUCGAGGGAAUUGAGCACUCUGAAGGAGAGGAAGGUAACACUGAUGUGCACAAAAGGCACAAAAGAUUUUGGCAAGUGAAUUGGAAAGGAGUACACUUCACCGGGCUCCCGGCUUGGCCGGAAUUGGGUACAUUUAGUUCUUGUUUCAAAAGCAUUUUUUCGCUUCACACUGAGACUGGAAAUAUUUGGACGCAUAUAUAUGGCUGUGUUGCUUUCACUGGUGCGUUUGUUUGGCUUUUGAGCAGGCCAGCGAACGUUAUGGCCUGGCCAGAUAAGCUCAUUUUUUCUGCAUUUUUUGUCGGUGCAAUCUUAUGUAUGGGCCUUUCCUUUUCAUUUCACACUGUUCAAUGUCACUCUGAAAACGUUGGGAGACUUUUUAGCAAGCUUGAUUAUUCUGGUAUAUCUUUACUGAUUAUAGGUUCAUUCGUACCAUGGAUCUAUUACGCUUUCUAUUGUCGAGCAUUCGCUAUGUCUUUCUACAUUGGUAUGAUUGUUGUAUUGGGAAUAGCUGCAGUCGUUGUUUCUCUUUGGGACAAAUUUGCACAACCAAAAUUUAGACCACUUCGUGGAGGCGUUUUCUUAGCCAUGGGACUAAGCAGCAUUGUACCAGCGUUGCAUUUGGCAUUAACGGACGGUUUUAAGUGGAUGUUUGAUUAUGCUUCCUUUCACUGGCUUUUGUUAAUGGGUUUUCUGUAUAUAACUGGUGCCGCAGUUUACAUGGUUCGAUUUCCGGAGCGUUGUUGUCCAGGAAAAUGUGACAUUAUGUGUCAUUCUCACCAGCUCUUCCAUAUCUUUGUGAUAUUGGCUGCUGCUGUUCACUAUCAUGGUAUUUUGGAGAUAGCGAUGAAAAGGCUUGAGGGUGGCUCUUGCUCUGAACAAUUAAUUGAACAAAGCGGGACGGACAAGGCGGAUAUUCAAUGGAUAGACGAACAGCUACGACCAUACUAG
Meloidogyne enterolobii is the source of this 1332-nucleotide messenger RNA. The record is from the annotation of a GenBank genome assembly. NCBI's taxonomy places the organism in Eukaryota, Metazoa, Nematoda, Chromadorea, Rhabditida, Meloidogynidae.